This is a messenger RNA of Ostrinia furnacalis (Asian corn borer), 5775 nucleotides long. RefSeq names its product neurofibromin 1 (gene Nf1). The transcript has 38 exons. Gene Ontology annotation, biological process: regulation of GTPase activity. Lineage: Eukaryota; Metazoa; Arthropoda; Insecta; Lepidoptera; Crambidae. The annotation marks the transcript as partial. The record is from RefSeq and is a predicted model, not a curated record.
GUAUCGGACUGUAUGCAGACGCUAUUCCGCGGCAACUCGCUCGGCAGCAAGGUCAUGGCGUUCUGCUUCAAGAUAUACGGCCAUGAGUACCUUCAGGGCUUGCUGGAGCCAUUGGUGUUGACGCUGUUGGAUCAGUUCGAUGGCCAGACUGAUUUUAGCUUCGAAGUUGACCCCGCUAGACUGGACCCGAGCCAAGACAUCGAAGUGAACCGCACCAAUCUGAUCGAACUCACCAAAGAGGUGUUCGAUCGCAUCGUCAACUCUGCGGACAAAUUCCCUCCGCAGUUGAGGAGCAUGUGCCACUGUCUUUACCAGGUACUCAGCAAGCGGUUCGCUCAGUUCCCACAGACAAGCGUGGGUGCUGUUGGCACCGUUUUAUUCUUGAGAUUCAUCAAUCCAGCUAUUGUGUCUCCCCAAGAGAUGGGCAUUGUCAGCCGUCCUGUGCCAGCGAAACUGAAGCGUGGCCUGAUGCUGAUGUCUAAAAUACUUCAGAACAUCGCGAACCACGUGGAAUUCUCUAAGGAGCAACACAUGCUGCCUUUCAACGACUUCCUGCGGGCGCACUUUGAGACUGGACGAAAGUUCUUCAUCCAAAUAGCCUCUGACUGCGAAAGCGUAGACCAGACAUCCCAUAACCUGUCCUUCAUAACCGAUGCCAACGUGGUCGCCCUACACAGACUGUUAUGGAACCAUCAGGAGAGAAUAGGGGAUUAUCUCUCUUGCAGUAGAGACCAUAAGGCAGUGGGAAGGAGGCCUUUUGAUAAGAUGGCAACACUCCUUGCGUACCUGGGACCACCAGAACACAAGCCUGUGGAGUCUAGUUCCGGCUUACUCUUCUCCUCAUACGCCCGCUGGUCCUCAAUCGACAUGUCCUCGACCAACUUCGAGGAGUUCAUAGUGAAGCACAACAUGCACGAAAAGGAAGAGUUCAAGAGCAUCAAGAGCCUGAACAUAUUCUACCAGGCGGGCACCAGCAAGCUGGGCAACCCCGUGUUCUACUUCAUCUCCAGGAGAUAUAAGAUCGGCGAAGUGAACGCAGACCUGCUGAUCUACCACGUGAUCCUGACUCUGAAGCCGUUCUGCCAGCAGCCUUUCGAGCUGAUAGUAGACUUCACGCACACCAACUCGGAUAACAGGUUUAGGACUGACUUCCUUCAGAAAUGGUUCACCGUACUACCGGAGGUGGCGUAUAUAAAUAUACACGCCUGCUACAUAUACAACUGCAACAGCUGGGUUAGGGAAUAUACGAAGUUCCAUGACACCAUAUUGGCACCGUUGCGGGGCAACCGAAAGCUGGUCUUCAUAGACAACCACAGCCGUCUCAGCGAGUUUGUGGAUGUUGAACAACAGAAGCUUCCCGGAGCGACGCUGGCGUUGGAAGAGGAUCUCAAAGUGUUCAGCAAUGCUCUGAAACUGUCUCAUAAGGACACUAAAGUUGCUAUCAAGGUGGGACCCACGGCGCUUCAGAUUACCUCGGUGGAGAAGACCAAAGUACUGGGCUUGCCAGUCCUGUUGAAUGAUGUGUACUACGCAUCGGAAAUCGACGAGGUGUGCCUAGUGGAUGACAAUCAGUUCUCUCUCUCAAUCAUCAACGAAGGAACGCCUCUGAGCUUCAUACACAAUGACUGCGAUAACAUAGUGCAGUCCAUCAUACAUAUCAGGAACAGAUGGGAGUUGAGCCAGCCGGACUCAGUGACGGUCCACCAGAAGAUUCGCCCCAAAGAUGUGCCGGGAACGUUGCUCAACAUGGCUCUUUUGAAUCUCGGCUCAUGCGACCCCAACCUUCGGACGGCGGCCUAUAACCAGCUCUGUGCGUUAACUACCACCUUUCAUUUGAAGAUUGAGGGACAGCUCAUGACAUCGUCGGGCUACGGUCUUUGCAUCCCGUCAAACAAUACCAUCUUCAUCAAAUCCAUCAGUGAGAAACUGGCGCACAACGAACCGCAUUUGACUUUGGAGUUUUUGGAAGAAUGCAUUCAGGGCUUCAGGGGAUCUACGAUUGAACUGAAGCAUUUGUGUUUGGAGUACAUGACUCCAUGGCUAGCCAAUAUGGUCAGAUUCUGCAAGCCGACCGACGAGUCCCGUCGGCAGAAGCAGGUGGCCCAAAUCCUGGAGAAACUCAUCACCCUCACUAUAGAGGAGACGGAAAUGUACCCAUCGGUCCAGGCCAAGAUAUGGGGCUCCAUCGGGCAGGUGUCCGAGCUAAUUGACAUGGUGUUGGAUAGCUUCAUACAGCGGAGCGUCAACUCGGGCCUCGGUUCCCCAAUGGUGGAGAUAAUGGCCGACACCGCGGUGGCGUUGGCUUCAGCCAACGUGCAACUGGUCAGCAAGAAGAUCAUCGGCCGGGUGUGUCGGGUGGUGGACAAGACCUGUCACGCACCUACUGCGAUGCUGGAGCAGCAUAUGAUGUGGGACGACAUCGCUAUACUGGCCAGAUACCUGUUGAUGCUGUCCUUCAACAACUGCCUCGACGUGGCUCGCCACCUGCCAUACUUGUUCCAUACCGUGACGUUCCUCGUGUGCUCCGGGACGGUGUCCAUGCGCGCCGCCACUCACGGGCUCGUGGUCAACAUCAUACACUCGCUGUGCACCUGCACGUCGCCGGGCUUCAUUGAGGAAACCCGUCGCCUCCUCAACCUGUCCUUGGAGGAGUUCUCUCUCCCGAAGUUCUACCAGAUGUUCGGGAUCUCCAACGUCAAGUCGCCCGCAGUGACCGCUUUCAGGAGCCCCUACAACAAUAGACAUACUGAUUGCCGCUUCGGCGACCACGGCCACGCUGCCUGCACUGACUCCACGUCAUCAUCAUCGGCUUCCGCUCCGCUAGCCCUGGGCUCAAGCACGCACACAGACAGGGAACGUCUACCACUACAGUCGCUGGAGACAAUCACUGAUGCGCUGCUAGAAGUCAUGGAGAUAUGCAUGAGGGACAUACCGAACUGCGACUGGCUGCAGACGUGGACGGCGCUCGCCAAGAGUUUCGCUUUCUGCUUCAAUCCAGCGCUGCAGCCGCGGGCCUUGAUUGUAUUUGGAUGCAUCAGUAAGAACGUGUCCGACAACGAAAUGAAACAGCUGCUCCGUAUAUUAGUGAAAGCGUUGGAAUCUUUCAACGAUCUGGCGCUGCUGGAAGCACUCAUUAUGUGCCUGACUCGACUGCAGCCGCUGUUACACCCUGAAUCUCCAAUCCACAAGGCACUGUUCUGGGUGGCUCUAUCCGUGCUACAACUGGACGACCCCACGUUAUACGCCGCUGGCUUAGCGUUGAUGGAACAGAACCUCCAUACUUUGGACUCGCAGGGACAGUUUGAGAACAAGACGCUGGAACAAGUGAUGAUGGAAACCAGGGAACCUCUGGAGUGGCACUUCAAGCAAUUGGACCAUGCUGUUGGACUAAGUUUCCGUUCGAACUUCCACUUCGCUCUCGUGGGCCACUUGAUCAAGGGCUACCGGCACCCUGUAGCUGGCACCGUGUCCCGCACGUGCCGCGUGCUGCUCGCGCUGCUGGCUAUCACGUCGCAUCCGCACGCGGACAAGUUCCACGUGGCUGCCGAUACUGUGGCCUACUUGACGGCGCUAGUGUGUGUGAGCGAGGAAGUGCGAUCGCGGUGUCACGUCAAGUUCUCGCUGCCAAAAUGGCUGCCUGACAACUGUGACCACUACUGUCCUACCGGCGAUCACCAACUAUCGAUGUCGGCGCCAUCAAAUACGUCUACCCACUCGGUGUGCAGCCGCCGCCAGAAGUCAUGGGAUAUACUGGACCAAGUUGCCAUCACUUCGGCGCAUGGGGGCAAGUCCCCCACCAUGCAGCAAUCAGGCAGCGGGGGCCACUCGCCGCACCUGAGCGCGAUGGGCCACCAGGACAGCGAAGGGCGCGCGCAUAGUAUGCAACACGGCGCUACUGGAGACGCGGCGAGGUCCGAACAGGGAGGCGAUGAUAAUGGGAUCGAGGUGGUAGAAGACGACGGCAGGAUAUCACCAGGCAGCACGGAUGACGCCACCGACCGGCCCUCAUCCACCAAGUCUGGAGACAGCGACUACCCUGAGACCUGCAUCAAGCAAGGGUCAACGGACAAGGACACCACAUCGAGCCCAGAGAGCAACUGCCUGUUAGACCCGUCUGUUUUGUCCGACUUCACGACGCAAGCCCUUGUGCUGACCGUACUAGCCACUCUAGUCAAGUAUACCACAGAUGAAGAUGAAAUCCGAAUCCUGUACCAAUACUUAGCUGAGGGAUCUGUGGUGUUCCCCAAAGUAUUUCCCGUCAUACAUAGCUUACUGGACAUGCGUAUAAACCACGUGUUGACUCACUGCAGCGACCAAGUCAUACUCAGCGCUGUGCAGAGUAUUAUUCAGAACAUGCUGGCUUCCGAAGAUGCGAGCCAACAGCAACUUCAUUACAUGCAGAGUUGCGGCUUCGGCGGACUGUGGCGGUUCGCUGGACCUUUCACGAAGAACCAAUGCACAGCCGAGAGCAGCGAGCUAUUCGUGAACUGCCUCGAGGCCAUGGUGGAGACCUGCCUGCCCGGCGACGAGCCGCUCGUGCGCCCGCCGCCGCCCGACCCCGACCCCAAGGACGACCCGCACCGGCUCGCUGGUGUGCACCGCCAGCCGACCAUAUACUGUUCCGGUCAAGACACUUAGUUCAAAGAAUCCUUAAAAGAUACAAAGGUAUGACGCCCCUCCAGUCACCAUAAGAAGUGGAAUAGCUGUAUACGACGCUGUUUCGAACCAAAUUCAUCCUCAUCUUCUUCAUAAGAAAACUGGGGCGUGGCCGAUGUAUCUAACAACCUAUUUUGAACCAUAUUAUUAACAGCAUAGCGUUGCUGUCAGUUCAAAAUGACGUAUAUGUCAAAUACUUUAAAAAUAUACAGUUUUUUGUGUCUCCUGAAAACCUACUGGUAUAACAUACAUCCUUUUGAACUGACAGCGAAGAUAGAUCAUAAAUUAUUGCUCAUCUCUUCAUAAGAAAACUGGGGGCGUGGCCGAUGUAUCUAACAGCCUAUUUUGAACCCUGUCACCCAAAGCAUAGAUCACAAUUCAGGGUGACACUGUAGCUUAUUUGUUGUUACGUUAUAAAUGUUUAAAUGUAUUAUGCACGUAGAAUUAUAACGCCUAGAAACCGAGUAAGCGCUAGAAAAGUGAGGCACGAGACCACUGCUUUAGUUUUUCCCAUGCGUUCUGACGGUUGACUAAGUCAACUAGUGAAAACGUAUGUUUAGAUGACCUACAUUGACUUGUCUCACCAAACUCAUUGACAGGGGGGCGCUAGCAUCGUUCAACUACAUAGUUUCUAACAUGGCAAAAAUCGGAACCAACGAUCCGGUAUUGACGGUGGCGCUCCGCUGUCAAUGUCAUGGAUAGGACAGUUCAGUAUUUCGGAACUAUAAGAUAACUUGGUGACUUAUGAUUUUUGUCUCACUUUAGACGAAGCGCUCGUAAAAAAACUCCAUCUAGGUGUUAUUUAACUAAGAUUAUGCACUUAUAUGUUAUAUGUGUAGUCAAAAUGGCUCUAAUAGUAAACGUAGGUUCCGUAGGACACUUUAGACUCUGUCUAUGAUAAUGAGAAAGGUCAUAGACCAUAGACAAUUUGCUUUAACAAUUGCACCGCGAUGAAAUGACAAUCAUAGACUACCAAAAAGAAGAUAUUUGCCACCGUAUUUUGAAUCAUAGCAAGAUGUGUUGAGGUUUAUUAAUGAAACAUUUUACAUAGCUUACUAGCGGCCGCCCGUGACUUCGUACGCGUGGAUCCCGUUUUAUCCCCUUUAAAUUUUUCCUGAA